This is a messenger RNA of Emericellopsis cladophorae, 3213 nucleotides long. RefSeq names its product 1-phosphatidylinositol bisphosphate phosphodiesterase-like protein. Lineage: Eukaryota; Fungi; Ascomycota; Sordariomycetes; Hypocreales; Bionectriaceae. Gene Ontology annotation, molecular function: phosphatidylinositol-4,5-bisphosphate phospholipase C activity. The transcript has a single exon. Gene Ontology annotation, biological process: phosphatidylinositol-mediated signaling; lipid metabolic process. The coding region runs from base 1 to 3213 and encodes 1070 amino acids. The record is from RefSeq and is a predicted model, not a curated record.
AUGUCGCCAGACACAGCCAUCAUGACGACAAAUUCAUCCAUACAAGGCUCGCCGGAGCCCAUGCGAGCCCUCGACGAUGAUAUCUGCCCAUCCAACUUUCAACUACCGGAAUCAAUUGUGUCUCGCCGAGUCAGCUCCAGUUCGCUCAGACAGAGCCUCAUGAACAAUGCCAGCACCAUUCCCGAAACUCCAGAGGUUACUGCAUUACCCAACCCUCCCCACCCAAAAACGAGCCUCAUGCGUCGCAUUUCGAGCCGGGCGUCGCGUGGACUGGCUCCGAAAAGACGGCCCUCCUCAGCCGCACCCACGAGCCGUGACACAAGUGUUGGCCCAUUGCUUCGCCGGCGAAGCGACAGCAACACCACCGCACCCCCCGACUUUCCCCCUAUGGGCUUUGACUCGGAGUCAGACUACGAUGAAGACAUUCGCCACUUCAGGUCAAUUACCAGACGAGAUACCUCCGUGCGCAGUACUUCCGUUGGGAGUCCGGCUGAGUCGAUCAUGGAAGAGUUAUCCGGCAGCAGCAUGGCUGGCCCGACUGUGCCCUAUACUCUCCAAUGCGGAACACCAGUCUGCAAGUUCUCUAGCAAGAAGGAGAAGAGACGGAAAUAUGCAUCCCUUGUCUACGACCACGAUUCUAGCAAGCUCACAUGGGACAAGAAACGGCCCAACAAGUUCAUUCACUUGGAUGAUAUUCAGGCUGUACGCAGCGGAUCCGAUGUGCAACAGGAUGCCAACGACUUACACAUCACGGACAUUUCGAGAUUAUUUGCCAUCAAGUACAGUAUAGCCGGCCGGGCAGAGAAGCUGGUUUAUUUCCAAACCGAUCGGCCUGACCUCUGCCAGACCUGGGUGAAAUUUUUGGAUGACAUGCUCAACCACCGACAGGAGCUCAUGUCCUCGCUCAUGUCCUUCACACCUGAAGCCAUAAAACAGUACUGGAAGUCUGAAAUGGCGCGACAAUUUGGCGAUCCACCACGAUCGGCGGGAGCAGAAGAGUUGGACAUGGCCGGUGUGAAGCGUGUGUGUCAAAUGCUGCAUAUCAACAGUUCAGAGUCCACACUCAAGUCCGCCUUCUUCCAAUCCGAUAUUCGAGGGCAAGAAAGACUGAACUACAAAGAAUUCAUGGCAUUCGUUCGUCACUUGAAUGUGCGCCCCGAGAUUGGUCGUAUCAUGCGAUCCUUCGCUGCUCAGCCCGAAGAGGGGUUGACUUUGGAAGAGUUCCUUGUCUUCCUUCGCAAUGAACAGGGAGAAGAUAUUGUCACACGGCGUCAGCCGUGGGAGAAAGAGUUCUACCGCCUCGUCAGGGCAGCUCGUACGAGCGCGGAUGACAUCGGCAAGGGACAGAGCGACAACAGCCUCAUAAUGAACCAGGCCGCCUUCACAGGAUAUCUCACAGCGAGGCACAACGGCCCUCUCGUCGAGGAGCCUCAGCAAUACAGCUUGGACCGGCCCAUGAACGAAUACUUCAUUUCAAGCUCACACAACACCUACUUGACCGGUCGUCAAAUCGCGGGCAUGUCCAGUGUGGAACCCUACAUCGAGGCCUUGAUCAGCGGAUGCCGUUGCGUGGAGAUCGACUGCUGGGAUGGUCCGUAUGGGCAACCUAUCGUCACCCAUGGUAGGACCUAUACAUCGGCCAUCAGUCUGAAAGAAACCCUGGUUACCAUCAACAAAUACGCCUUUGUCAAGACCCUGUUCCCACUCUGGAUCUCCCUGGAGGUUCGUUGUAAGGAGGAGCAACAGCGCGUGAUGCCUACACUCAUGCGCGAAGUCUUUGGCGCCCGCCUGGUCGAGGAAACCAUCGAUGGCAACUACUCAGUGCUACCAUCGCCCUCGCAGCUAUUGGAGCGUAUCCUCAUCAAGGUUAAGAAGGCAAAGGAACUCCCAGGCGCUGCGAAUGGAGGACGACGUCGCGGAAACAGCUUAACCUCACCCAUGAUUAGGCCCACCAUCCCCGAUGCCGCGCUGAUGCCUACGUCUCAAUCGCUUCCACAGAGCCCGAUGCUAACACCCAUGUUGGCAUCACGCAGGAUUCCGAGCAAGAAUCGCGUCAACACCAUUGCGGAGGGCAGAGUUUCCGACAUGGUGGGUGAUGAGGGCGCCGACAUUGAAAGUGGUAGUGACGCUGGCUCCUAUGAGUCCGAAAACGCCACCACUGUCAAGGCUUUGGGCGAUCUCGGGGUCUACUGCGCUGGUGUGAAGUUCAACGGGUUCGACUCCCCGGGAGCGAAGGAAUUCAACCACAUCUUCUCCUUCCAAGAAGGCACUCUUGCCAAGAAUAUCCGCUCCAAGGAGAUGAAGAUGGCAUUGGACAUCCACAACAUGCGGUACCUGAUGAGAGUCUAUCCAUCCCCAUCUCGUGUCUUGUCCAGCAACUUUGACCCGCUCUGGGCCUGGCGUCGCGGUGUGCAGAUGGCUGCCCUGAACUGGCAGACAAACGAUGUCGCUCUUCAACUCAAUCGCGCCAUGUUCGAAGGAGGGACCGACUCUUCUGGCUACGUUCUCAAGCCUGCCAAGCUACGCAAUAUCCAGGUGAUACCGUACAAUGAGGACAUUGCUGGAGGCAAGAAAGAGCGAUCUAUCGUGUCGUGCAGUAUUGACGUGCUAUCUGCGCAGCAGUUGAUGCGCCCCGCAUCACUACCUGCCAACCGAGAGAUGCACCCGUAUGUCGAGGUUGAGGUCUUCAACGGCCAUGGCAGCAGUGAAGGCGAGGGACCUGAGCAAGAAGACGCCAUCGCCAGCCGGAAUCCCGAAAGGCAGCAGACUGACAUUGUCUACGGCAAUGGCUUCAAUCCGUUCUUUCGCAGCGCCCCGAUGACUUGGACACUGAAGACCAAGCACCCGGAACUUGUUUUCGUCAAGUUUACCGUCAAGUUGUCGCCGAAUGGCGAGACUUACAACUCGAAUACCAACGGCAAAGAUGCCAUGGGGAUCGCCUCGUGGACGGCUAAGCUUCAGAACCUGAGGCCGGGCUACCGUACGCUUCCGCUCGAGAACGACAAGGGCAAGCAGUACCUCUUCUCCUCGUUGUUUUGCAAAAUUCACAUCGAUCCCAUCGAGAAGGCCAUUGUGGACGUGCCUGCUGACAAGCACGAGAGAAGCAAGCUGAAGAGCCUCGGAACCAAGGUCUUUGGGCGAAUGGCUGCGAGCCCUCGUGCCACAAUGGACAAGGGCAGUGUGGAGAAGAAGAGUUCCGAGAGUGCGCAGUAG